CAACGAAAUCCAUUUUUCAGUUGUUCGGUUCAUCCAAAAGUUUCUCUUUUUUUGAGUUUUAUGGCUUUGGUCUAGGUAUCUACUUUUGUUCAAGUGAGGGAUCGGACUAAGUGGUGCAUCGUACAUGAAUUAAGAAACAGGGUCAGAGUUGUAUAAUCCAACUUUAGGCUCGUUUGAGAGGACGAGUAGAAGUGCCGCUAACAACUCUUCACAACAACGGCCCUCUGCAUUGAUCUAAUCAUGGCAGAAGACAUACGACAGGACAAGAAAGCCAACUUCUCUGCUCUGACGGAGCACAACAACAACGGAGUGACAAAGAUUUCUGGCCUGGCCUCCAACAAAACUGGCGCCUCCAAAAAAUUAGUCAUUAAAAAUUUCAAAGACAGGCCAAAGCUAGCGGACAACUACACUGAGGACACCUGGCUGAAGCUGAGGGAUGCGGUAGGAGCCAUCCAGAACAGCACCUCCAUCAAGUACAACCUUGAGGAACUCUACCAGGCGGUGGAGAACCUGUGUUCCUAUAAAGUCUCCCCCACACUGUACAAGCAGCUCCGUCAGGUCUGUGAGGACCAUGUCCAGGCCCAGAUACAUCAGUUCAGAGAAGAGUCCCUGGACAGCCUGUCUUUCCUGAAGAGGAUGAACCGAUGUUGGCAGGACCACUGCAGACAGACGAUCAUGAUCCGGAGUAUCUUUCUGUUCCUGGAUCGUACCUACGUGCUCCAGAACUCCCUGCUCCCCUCCAUCUGGGAUACCGGGCUGGAACUCUUCCGGAACCACAUCGUGAGUGACGGGGCUGUCCAGAAGCGUACGGUCGACGGGAUCCUGGAACAGAUCGAACGCGAACGCAACGGAGAGACAGUGGACCGCAGCCUUCUCCGCAGCCUACUGGGCAUGCUCUCAGACCUGCAGGUGUAUAAAGAGUCGUUUGAGGAGCGUUUUUUGAUGGAGACUGACAGACUGUACGCUGCAGAGGGACAGAGACUGAUGCAGGAACGAGACGUGCCGGAGUACCUGCAUCAUGUGGCUCGUCGGUUGGAAGAAGAGAACGAUCGUGUCAUCAGCUACCUCGACCAGAGCACUCAGAAGCCACUUAUCUCUAAUGUGGAGAAGCAGCUGCUUGGAGAACACAUGACGGCCAUCUUACAGAAAGGUCUCAGUAUUCUGUUAGACGGUAACCGGGUGAUGGAGCUGGCUCUGCUCUACCAGCUCUUCAGUAAGGUGAAGGGAGGACUCCCCACUCUGCUGCAGCACUGGAGAGACUACAUCAAGAGUUUUGGUGGUGAGAUUGUGGGCACCCCAGAGAAGGAUAAGGACAUGGUUCAAGACCUGUUGGACUUUAAGGAUAAGAUGGACAACGUGGCCCAGGGCUGUUUCAACAGAAACGAGAGCUUCAUCAACGCUAUGAAGGAGGCCUUUGAAGCUUUCAUCAACAACAGACCCAACAAACCUGCUGAACUCAUCGCGAAGUACGUGGACUGUAAGUUGAGGGCGGGCAACAAGGAAGCUACCGAGGAGGAGAUGGAGAGAAUUCUAGACAAAAUCAUGAUCAUCUUCCGCUUCAUCCACGGGAAGGAUGUGUUCGAGGCCUUUUAUAAGAAGGACCUGGCCAAACGCCUGCUGGUGGGGAAGAGUGCCUCCGUGGACGCUGAGAAGUCCAUGCUGUCCAAACUCAAACACGAGUGUGGAGCGGCCUUCACCAGUAAGCUGGAGGGGAUGUUUAAGGACAUGGAGCUCUCCAAAGACGUUAUGAUCCAGUUCAAGCAGUACACCCAGAACCAGAGUGAGCCCAGCCAGCUGGAGCUGA
Oncorhynchus gorbuscha (pink salmon) is the source of this 1804-nucleotide messenger RNA. RefSeq names its product cullin-4B-like. Gene Ontology annotation, molecular function: ubiquitin protein ligase binding. Gene Ontology annotation, biological process: ubiquitin-dependent protein catabolic process; DNA damage response; protein ubiquitination. The record is from RefSeq and is a predicted model, not a curated record. Lineage: Eukaryota; Metazoa; Chordata; Actinopteri; Salmoniformes; Salmonidae. Gene Ontology annotation, cellular component: Cul4A-RING E3 ubiquitin ligase complex.